Juglans regia (Persian walnut) is the source of this 1216-nucleotide messenger RNA. Its product is annotated as epoxide hydrolase A-like. Gene Ontology annotation, molecular function: hydrolase activity. The transcript is spliced from 3 exons. Bases 123 to 1082 code for a protein of 319 amino acids. The record is from RefSeq and is a predicted model, not a curated record. NCBI's taxonomy places the organism in Eukaryota, Viridiplantae, Streptophyta, Magnoliopsida, Fagales, Juglandaceae.
CAAAGCAUUGCAUUAACUCCAUUAAAGAUGUUCGUAUACACCUCCUGAUCUCUUUAAAACUUCUAGCAACUUCAGCUCAAAAGGGAAAGCAAGAAGGAAAAAAAAGUUUAUAGGGAUUAGACAUGGAGGAGGGGAUAGAGCACAGAACUGUAAGCGUCAAUGGCAUUAGAAUGCACAUAGCAGAAAAAGGGCAAGGCCCCAUCGUUCUGUUCCUCCAUGGCUUCCCUGAGCUUUGGUACUCCUGGCGCCACCAGAUUCUGGCUUUAGCUUCACUUGGAUACCAUGCUGUAGCACCAGACCUUCGUGGCUUCGGCGACACUGAAACUCCGACCUCCAUAUCCGACUACACCUGUUUUCACAUCGUCGGAGACCUUGUUGAGCUCAUUGAUUCUCUCGGUGUGACUCAGGUUUUUCUUGUGGGCCACGACUGGGGAGCCAUUAUAGGUUGGUACUUGUGCAUGUUUCGGCCGGAAAAAGUGAAGGCAUUCGUGUGUCUUAGUGUUCCUUUCAGGCCGAGAAACCCACAGAUGAUGCCGGUGGAGAGCAUGCGAGCUUUCUUUGGAGAUGACUACUAUAUAUGCAGAUUUCAGGCACAAGGAGAGAUUGAGGCUGAGUUUGGUCAAUUGGGCACGGCAACUGUACUCAAAGGCAUUUUCUCAACUCGCAGACCGGGUCCACCCUGCUUACCUAAAGGAAAUGCCUUCGGGAUCGGUCCCGACACUUCAGCUACCUUGCCCUCUUGGCUUUCAGAAGAGGAGUUUAGUUAUUACGCCACCAAAUUUGACCAGAAUGGCUUCACUGGAGGAUUGAACUACUACCGAGCCUUGGACCUAAACUGGGAGCUCACGGCGCCAUGGAAUGGGGCGCAAGUAAAGGUACCAGUGAAGUAUAUUACAGGGGAGUUAGACAUGGUGUAUACAACGCCUGGAGUGAAGGAGUACGUGCACAACAAUGGUGGUUUCAAGAAAGAUGUGCCCUGUCUGGAGGAAAUUGUUAUCAUGGAAGGAGUAGGUCACUUUAUCAACCAAGAAAGAGCAGAGGAAACCAAUUCUCACAUCUAUGACUUCAUCACAAAGUUCUGAGCUGCUUUAUUAUUUAUAUUGAGCUUUGUUCCUGUUAGUUUAUUUGAAAUUCAGUCUGUCACCUCCAAUUGAAGUAAGCUUAAUGGUUGAGUAAUCCUACAAAUAUAAUCUAUGACGCAGCUAUGUUGUAAUAU